This is a messenger RNA of Carassius gibelio (silver crucian carp), 937 nucleotides long. RefSeq lists its product as uncharacterized. The record is from RefSeq and is a predicted model, not a curated record. Lineage: Eukaryota; Metazoa; Chordata; Actinopteri; Cypriniformes; Cyprinidae. Bases 22 to 888 code for a protein of 288 amino acids. The transcript is spliced from 10 exons.
GUUAAUCACCACCAAAGGGCCAUGGAGAAGCCAGAGCAGGCCCGUUUUGAGACUUUCCCCAGCUGUCAAGCUCCAGAUGUUCCCGUGAGCUUCUCCCAGGCAGAUGAGCCACAAGAUCAUUGGGGUGGACACUCACCUGACAUUCAAGAGAAUGCAUUUUCUUUGCUGAGACCUUCAAGUUCCAAGCAAGAAAGAACACAGCACCGCCAGCUGGAAACUUGGGAAGAACACCCAUCUAUCACUCAAGCUGUUCCAGUGAGCUUGUCCAAUGAAAAUGAGCAAGAAGAUGCUUUGGAUGAACACCCAUCUAACUUUCAAGAGAACACAAUCUCUGAACAAAGAUCCUCAAGUACUCACCAGCCAAGAACAAAUAGUGCUUCUGGUGUGAGACGAUGGAGCUGCAUCACUAAUCAAUGUACACCUGUUGAGAGGACAAUUCUGGAGGCACUUAAUGAACUGGACAUGAAGAUCAAUCAUCUGACUUCAGUGGUCCAGUCCCUUGCAGCAAACAACCGUUCCAGUGCUCCAGUGGUGGACAGCGAGGAUGAGGUCUUUCCUCUCACAACCAUGGAGGAACUAGACAAACUGGAAAGAAAAUUAUCAGAGAAAGCAAUGAUGCAAAAGAUGGUGAACAGGUUAUCCAUCAGUGGAGGACACACACUGAAGAAAACAAUAUGGAGAAUAUGCUCCAAGGUGUUUGGUCCUGUAGCCAAACAGCUAAACUGGUGUGGUAGGGGAGAAAAGCGAGGGAUCAGGAAAACAAACAUAGGAGCACUCCUAAUAGGAGCAGCUAUGAAGAAUCCCGUGCUUCCGUCGCCAACUGAAGCAGAGGCUGAAAAACACAUUAAGGAUUAUCUCCGCUUGGCCCCAGGGAGAAUGCCUUGUUAGUCAACUUGAUUUUUUGUUGUUUGGUUGGUUGGUUCAGGAUUAAAAUAAU